CGUGUGACAACUUAUGACUUAUCUAGGGCAGGCAAUGAAAAUCAGUUGACAGAUAGCAAAACAGGGCUGCUACUAGAUGCGACAGGUCUUAUCCCCGUUGUGUGCAAACACUGCGGAGGUCUGAGGGCUCUGGAAAAGUACACUCGGCUUCGGUUCAGAAGUAGAAGAAGACCUACCAGGUACAGAAGGACCAAGGCCGCCACGAGGCGGACGAUCAGAAGGAGAAGAUCGCACAGGCGGCGCCGAUGAACGACAUCUGGGAGUCGGGAAGUCUGCUGUUACAGUCGAACCCGCACGUCUAGACCUUCGUCAUUAACACUUAAUCUCUACGUCAUUGAACACCCAGUAUACAUAACGAAACCUUGAUAAUCCUGCAAAAGACUACAAACCGAUCCUGAAGAACCUAGGACACGGAUAGAGGUCACGGCUACUCAGGUUUGUCAUUACUGAACCAUUACCUGUCCUCGCCGGGUACGAUCGGAAUUACAGCGCACUCUCGCCUAACUGCUUAUAAUCUCUAGGGUAAUGAAGACCUUGCGCAGCCAUGAACCAGUACCGGUACAAGGAAAAGCGAAGUGAAGGAGUCCUGUGAGUUGGAAGGAUUCCUAAACCCGUUUGGAGAACAAAGCACCAUGGACAUCCUGUGUUGGAUAGAAGAGUUGGUAUGCAACACGUGAGCCCACUCAACAAAUCCACUAAAGUUGGAAAUUUGGGAAGGAGCCCACCGAACUUCCUAGAACAGCUGGAUUUAUUAGCUUCACUCUAG
Messenger RNA from Nezara viridula (southern green stink bug), 766 nucleotides. NCBI's taxonomy places the organism in Eukaryota, Metazoa, Arthropoda, Insecta, Hemiptera, Pentatomidae. The record is from the annotation of a GenBank genome assembly.